AAAUCGGUGAUUGUACAAAAUUCUCCAUUAAAUGCCGUUUAGACGAAUGCUAAGAUUCGAAGAGUGCAAUUUCUUUCGUUUUAACGGAUUGGAAUGGGAAUAAUCGAUCAGUAAACGGUAAAUUGCGAUCACGUUUGCUCGUCGACCGUGCGGCUCAGUGUACACGGUCGCUAGCAGCUCAUAGGACACGCCAGCGACUAUAAUUGAGAUUUUAUCGGGCCGUUAAACGCUGCGAAGUUCCUGUGCAACACGUGCCAAAGUUUGCACACUGGCCAUAGGCCGCAAGAGUUGUCGCGCCUCGAUGCUUCUUUAAACGAUCCACCCGAAAAUUCUCCCUUGCCUGUUUUGCAAUCGAUCUUUCUAAAAAAUUAUCCUUGUUGCAGAUUAGUGGACGCGAGAGAUUAGUUCCACGGCGAGAUACGCGAUGAAUGCCACGCCAGGAUUCCCCAGGCAACGGCGAAAGAUCGAAAGAAGAAGAUGAACGGGAUGGAGCAGAUCCCUGAAGGUUGAGAGCGAGCGGAUCCUCGAUAUGACCGGCUGCAGAAUGCGGCCGACUGCAUCGGCGCUCGGCGUCAUCGCCAUUGUCUCCAUCAUGAUCACUGCCACAUCGUCAGAAGCGGGCAACGUCGAGCCCAGCAUCAACCACCCUGGAGUGGACGAGGAGGAGCAACGCGUCCAAGAGGACGAGGCGAAUCAAACGAUCGCCGAUGACCUGGUCACGCGCUACGAGUCCAUCGAGGACGAGGUUCCUCCUCCGACUGGCUCCAAAGCUACCCAGUCGCUGCCAGAGAAAUCGGUGAACGUCUCGCGAUCGUUCGAGGGGGAGAGCAUCGUGGAGUCACUGCAGAGGGAUCAAAGCGAUCUGGCGUCGGUGAACGAUGUCCACGAGGUGGAUCCGUUGGGUUCGUCUGAGCGUGAGAGUGGCGGGAGGAGCGGGGGCAAGGAUUUCGUCGCGUCGACCCGGCCGAGUCGAGUGGAAAUGGCGUCGAGUGUCGGUUCCUCGAGGGUCGUGGACCGGUUGGACGGUGUCCAGGCGGAGGACGAGGGUCUGUCGAACGUUGUGGACGGUUCUAACGUGGACAAAUGGCGGAGAGGGUUCACGACCGUGUCCAUCCCCGGGACGGAGACCGUCUCCACGGAAGGGCCGAUCGAGAGGAAGAAGGUGGAGGACAUCAGGGCGAUCUCGUUCCAAGUGCCUGCGAUUGUCGAGGAGGAGGUGGAGGACGCGGAGGGCAAGGAACAGCCGAGGAAGGAUCAUUCGAGGCCGGUGAACAAUGUGCUGUUGACCGGCGGCAAGUCGACGAAGGCGUUCUACGAGAUCAAACCGUCGAUCAAGACCGAGAUGGAGGGGGGUGGUGAUCAGCAGGCGAGUCCAAUGAUCGGCACCCAAAGGCCAUUGGCUGGGAGGAAGUUCGUGUUGCCAAGCGUGGACAGCGCGUUCGGCAAAUUUGGCCCCUAUUUCGAGGAUGGGGAUCAGGAGAUAAAUAUCACUGCCAGGAUAGGGAGCACUAUGCUGUUGGAUUGCAAGAUCGGCAUGCUUGGUAACAAGGAGGUGACGUGGGUGCAGCAGCCUAGCAAAGACUUGUUUCGACUGCUCACCGUCGGCAUGGUACCGUACAGCGUGGAUCAGAGGAUCAGCCUCAACUUCCGGUAUCCAAGCAAUUGGAGAUUACAGAUCCAAUACGCGAACCCGCGGGAUUCCGGUUUAUACAAGUGCCAAGUCUCGACGCAUCCGCCGUUGGUUAAAACGAUUAACGUCAUCGUCACAGCGCCGGAAUUGACAAUAACGGACGAUUCCGGUCGAGCGGUGUCGAAGGAGAGGCAUCUAAAGGCAGGGAGCGCACUGAAGCUUAGAUGCGAAGCCAGGGACGUGAUCGAGUCCCUGAAGGAAUCUGUCAUUUGGACCAGAGGGGAUGAAACGCUUGGCGAGGACGUUAGUGAAAACAGGACGACGGAGAUUUUGGCCGGUAAGGAAGUCCUCGUGAUCGUCAGCACCCUGAUCGUGGAGAGGGCCAGCCCGAAACACGCCGGAAACUACAGCUGCGUGGUAAGAGGGCCCACAGCUCCGGAAAAGGCUAAAACGACCAUCGCGGUACACGUGCUCAAUGCGCCGGAAUUAACAAUAAUUGAUGGGAAGAAGAAAAAGAUAUCGCGGCUUGAUAUCUCCAGUUUCGUUUCUGGAAGUAGAAAAGAGGAUUCGCAGCGUAAACAACGUUUAACAGCCGUGAUUCAUCAGUUUAAUCCAAUUCAGGCAGAUUUAAAAGUUUUCCUCGGGGAGGACGGUAUUCUUUUUCGAACAGUUUGGAAAAGGCCACGCAGAGGUUUCGCCACGAAGAGUGCAAUUCUAAAUCAAAGUUUGAGUUUCCGAAUUCCGGACGACAAGACGGGAAGGACGCUGGAAGAAAAGUUUGCCAAGUAA
Messenger RNA from Apis florea (little honeybee), 2419 nucleotides. RefSeq lists its product as uncharacterized. Gene Ontology annotation, biological process: synapse organization. NCBI's taxonomy places the organism in Eukaryota, Metazoa, Arthropoda, Insecta, Hymenoptera, Apidae. The record is from RefSeq and is a predicted model, not a curated record. Gene Ontology annotation, cellular component: neuron projection membrane.